CGCAUGCGCAUUAUUUACCGUGACGCUAUUCUGAUAACGUCCAACCUUAUUUCUUAGCAAAUAAGGUUCGUGAUUAGCGUCGACAUUAUAACCUAAUAGCAUGGUGGCAGAACAUAACCAUGGCCACUACGAACUUUAGACUACGAUUCACGAAUGAGGAUGACCUCGUACUCUUAAAAGAGGUUACAUCUCUAAAUCCAUACGAAGAUAAGGAAAGAUGGAAAACCAUUGCAGACCGUGUGGGAGCAGCAUCUAAAAAAAAUUUCAGUGUACGUGCUGUCCGAGAUCAUGUCGAGCAUCUUCUUAAAAACUGGAUAAAAACAAAUCGUGCGAACUUGAAAAAAUCAGGAAUAAAAGAAGAAUACACAGAAAAGGAACAGCUGCUUCAAGAAAUAGAAGAUUUGCAACAAGAAUAUAAAGGAACAGCUGCUUCAAAAAAAAGUAACAAUUCUAACCUACAAAACCGAGGAAUACAAGCAAGAGAUACAGCAUUAAGACAUGUUAAUCUGUCGGAGACAAAUGAAAAUGUUAAUCUGUCGGAGACAAGUGAAUUAGAACUUCAAGAACUUACGUUACCUAUCUCUUCAACAAACGCUCCAUCAAGUCCGACGUUAACACCAGUAGCAUUACAACAAGAUUUUAUUCCUUUUACGUGUUUAACGGAUACUCUAUCAAUAAGUUCAGUACCACAUCACUAUUCACCACAACCAAUACUAUCACCAGGAUUAGCACCAUCACCAUCACCAGAAUCAGUAACAUUACCAUCACCAGGAUCAGUACCAUCACCAAGAUCAUUAUUAACAUCUCCUAGAACGCCAUUAUCAACUUUACAAGGUUCUAUAAGAAAUAAGGAUGUCCUGAGGAUGUCCUUAGGAUGUUCAAAGGAUAUACAUCCUUUGGACGUCCUCAGGACAUUCCCUGGAGAUCUGUGUUGUUAGG
Molecule: messenger RNA, 939 nt
Organism: Trachymyrmex cornetzi
Lineage: Eukaryota; Metazoa; Arthropoda; Insecta; Hymenoptera; Formicidae
Exons: 2
Coding region: 120-938 (272 amino acids)
Source: RefSeq, a predicted model, not a curated record